Messenger RNA from Anas platyrhynchos (mallard), 2436 nucleotides. RefSeq names its product spondin 2 (gene SPON2). The record is from RefSeq and is a predicted model, not a curated record. Gene Ontology annotation, cellular component: extracellular matrix. Gene Ontology annotation, biological process: cell adhesion. NCBI's taxonomy places the organism in Eukaryota, Metazoa, Chordata, Aves, Anseriformes, Anatidae.
CAACUUUUUUUUCCUCUUGACUUUUUUAGCUGCCUCACCCCUUUUAUUUGAACACAUACAUAUGGUGUGUGAGAGUGAGCAAGCUCUCUGUAAAUGUUUGGAAGGAGCAUCUGUCAGACAAUAAAACUUACAAGAAAACAUGCUUCUCAUUUAAAGUGUAUUCACUAGAACUAUUCCAGCAUUGGAAUCAGUUCAUUUGUAUAGCUUAGAGGCAUUAAUAAGAACAGAGAACUGUAAAGUCACCAGAAAACCCGAACUAUUAGUAAGAAUCCAAGGUAUUUUUUUAAAAGCAUUUCGUCUAUUCGGCAUUACAAGCUUCUGAUAGGAACCUGAACCAGCUGACACACAGGAAACCUCUGAUAGUCCAUCCAAAAAGAUUGCAAGUAAGAAGAUGGCAUGCUUUUUGCAAACCUGGAAAGUCUAAAGAUUACAAUAAUUGUUGGACCAAAGGGACCCUCUUCAGGCAUAAAUAGCAAGACUCCUACUGUCUUCUCUUGCAGACCAACUCAGCUGCCAGCAAAAGCAGGUGCUCUCCCCCUACCAGUGCUCCAGAGGAAAUAUUUAGGAAUGGAAAACUUGAUGUUUGUCUACUGCUCCAGCAAAAUUAUCUGGACAUUGCUUGUAACAAUUCUAGGUUAUGCCAGCAGCCUGCCUGUGCGUGAUGAUUCUAUUUGCACAGCAGAGGAACUUGCAAAGUACAGCAUAAUCUUCACAGGGAAAUGGAGCCAGACUGCUUUCCCUAAGCAGUAUCCACUUUAUAGGCCCCCAGCACAGUGGUCAUCAAUGCUAGGUGUUACUCAUAGUUCUGACUACAGCAUGUGGAAAAAAAAUGAAUAUGCCAGCAAUGGUGUACGUGAUUUUGCUGAAAAGGGUGAAGCAUGGGUAUUAAUGAAAGAAAUAGAAGAAGCUGGAGAGAAAAUUCAGAGUGUACAUGGAAUCUUCUCUGCUCCUGCCAUUUCCAGUGGUACAGGACAAACUUCCACUGAAUUAGAAGUGCGUUCAAGACAUCCCUUAGUUUCAUUCGUUGUACGAAUUGUGCCAAGCCCCGACUGGUUCGUGGGUAUUGACAGCCUAAAUCUCUGUGAAGGAGACCACUGGGUGGAAGAAGUAUCAGUAGAUCUAUUUCCAUAUGAUGCUGGAACAGACAGUGGUUUCACAUUUUCCUCCCCAAAUUUUGCCACUAUUCCACAGGAUACAGUUACAGAGAUCACUUGUUCCUCCCCAAGUCACCCAGCAAAUUCAUUUUAUUAUCCCAAACUCAAAAUUUUGCCGCCUAUUGCUCAAGUAACAAUGGUGAAAUUAAAGAAAAACCAGCUGGGUCUUCCUAUACCUCAUCUUAAUCAGCCAGCUAAAAGUAAUGAAAUAUUAGACACCAUCUCAGAAACACCACUGGACUGUGAGGUUUCCCAAUGGUCUUCCUGGGGUCUCUGUAGAGGUCCUUGCAGAAAACCAGGGACCAAGAUCAGAACUCGUUUUGUACUUCUUCACCCUGCCAAUAAUGGGACUCCUUGUCCAAAUCUGGAUGAAGAAACAGGAUGCGAACCAGAUAAUUGUGUCUGAAAUAAAUAAAAGAUAACAAUUUAGAUAAUUUAAAAGUAGGAUAAGUUUAACUAAAUCUAAAAUACAUGUCAUUCAAUGUUCCUUAUAAUUCAGGUAUGCUGCACUAUUUUGCGGAAAAGAUAUUAGACUGGUUUUGAAAGUUGUUGUUUAAUAUCAAGUUUCUUUGGGGGUUAAAUUUUUAAGGUUUAGUAUGACAACAGUUCUUGACCAUUUACAGACCAGAAAACCCAAAUAAAUCUUUGUUAUAAAUAUACUGUAAGUUCUUGGAGUACCCUCUAGUGGCAGAAAAGAAGACAUUUGGAAAGAUUACGCUUCAUACAUGUAAAAAUCUUUCUAUCACAAAAUCUAAACUGGUAACAUUCUUAAAUGAUGUAAUUUGUUGAUUUACAACUAUUUAUACCUAGAAAUUAAUUUUUUUUCUCUAAAUUAUGUUUAUUAUAAUUUAUUGGCAUUUUUGUCGUCUUUCUAAACAUGUUUUACUUGCCUUUCUUCAGAAACUAUUUACAUAAAUCAGAGUGACCAGAUGUUUGCAGUAUGGCUAAAUGAAUAAUAUGACUGAGUAAACUUGUCUUGAGACUUAUGAAUACAUGAAAAUGUCUUUUUUUUUCUCCUCUCAAACAUGAGAAGAAUACAUAUCAUGAGGACACUUAACAAUAAAAUUAUUAAAAAAAUCCCAGAAGUUUGGAUACUAGUACAAAAGUCCUGAACUUAAUUAAAAAUGUUAACUGAGAUUUAAGACCUGACUGAUAGUUGGUGAGCGUCGCCCAUGAGAGAGUUGUCUGAAAAAUAACUGUUAAAAAGUUAUCACUGUUGACCAUAACAUAAAUUAUAUAAUUCUCUUUAUAUGUGCAGUAAAUGUCUUCAUGUUCCUUUAAA